GCAAGAGAGAAAAGAAAGAGAGAGAGAUAUAAAUCUUCCUUUCACUUCACUUUGGGAAGAGACUAUUAUUAUUUUCAACUUCAAAUUUUUGACCUUUCCUCUUCUUCUUCUUCAUCACUACUCCUAUAAUAUGCAUUCUAUGUCUUUAUCUCCAUUGUCAACUUCAUGCAUGGACUAAUACUCAUCUACAUACCCUCCAUUGAAACCAUAUUAACUCUCACUUCUCUUAAUAAGGUCUCUCUCUUUUCAAUCUACAUAUAUAAUAUGGGUUCUAUGAACUGGUUAGGUUUCUCUCUUUCACCUCAAGAACCUCAUCAUCAUCAAGAUCACUCUCAGUCAACAGUCUCUCAUCACGAUCACCGCCUUGAUGGCUUCAACUCUGAUGAAAUCUCCGGAAACGAUGUCUCCGGCGAGUGCUUCGAUCUCACUUCCGAUCAUCACUCCACUCAUGCUCCUUUUGGCAUACUCGAAGCUUUCAACAGAUCAAACAAUAAUAAUCACUCUCAAGAUUGGAACAAUAUGAACUCGACCAACUCAUCGGACUUUUCUAUGCUAAUGGGAAGUAAUAAUAACCAAAACCAACAACAACACGAGCAACCGAAGCUGGAAAACUUUCUCGGCCGACACUCUUUCGCCGAUCAUCACAAUACAUACAACACUAGCACUACUACAGCCGACUACAUGUUCCAAGCCUCAUGCGCCGCUUCCUUGAACAUCUCAUCCGAAGCCGCAGUCGCAGCCGCCGCGCCUACCGGUGUAAGUGCCGGAGUUGGAGGAGCUGGAAGCUCCAUUGGGCUGUCUAUGAUCAAGACGUGGCUUAGGAACCAACCUGCCCAGACUCAGCCGGCUGAGACUACUACCAAUAAUAAGAAUGACUGCAGCGGCGGUGGAGGAGGUGGAGCCGGUGCAACUACUGCGGCAGCGAGUACAACUACUCAUCAGACUCUUUCUCUGUCUAUGAGUACUGGAUCGCAGUCUAGCUCAGCUUUGCCUCUUCUUACGACUGGGAGUGGUGGGGAGAGUUCUUCUAUAUCGGAUAAUAAUAAGCACCCUAGAACGGUAACGACAGUGGCGGUGGCUACGGCCGCUGGGGUUGAUAGUCCGACAACCGCCGCAAUAGAGGCUGUGCCUAGAAAAUCCAUUGAUACUUUUGGACAAAGAACAUCUAUAUACCGUGGUGUAACCAGACAUAGAUGGACAGGUAGAUAUGAGGCUCAUCUAUGGGAUAAUAGUUGCAGAAGAGAAGGACAAACUCGCAAGGGAAGACAAGUUUACUUGGGUGGUUAUGACAAGGAAGAAAAGGCAGCUAGAGCUUAUGAUCUUGCAGCAUUGAAAUAUUGGGGUACCACAACCACUACCAAUUUUCCUAUCAGCAAUUACGAAAAAGAAGUGGAAGAAAUGAAGCACAUGACAAGGCAGGAAUAUGUAGCAUCUUUGCGAAGGAAGAGUAGUGGGUUCUCUCGUGGUGCGUCCAUUUAUCGAGGGGUAACAAGACACCAUCAGCACGGGAGAUGGCAAGCAAGAAUUGGACGAGUUGCGGGAAACAAAGACCUGUAUUUGGGCACAUUCAGUACACAAGAGGAAGCAGCAGAAGCAUACGACAUCGCAGCUAUAAAAUUCCGAGGACUAAACGCAGUAACCAACUUCGACAUGAGCAGAUACGACGUCAAAUCCAUAUUAGAGAGCAGCACACUCCCCAUAGGAGGAGCAGCCAAGAGACUAAAAGACGCCGAACAAGCCGAGAUAAUGACAGCUGUCGAGUGCCAGCAAAGAACCAGUAACAAUAUUAUUGUCGAACCAGACAACAUGACCUCACCGCUCACAGACGCAAUCACCAAUUACAAUGCAGCCGCAGUGGCUGCGGCUGCUGCUGCCGUUGCUCAUGGCCACCAUGGCGGUGGCUGGCCAGCCUUGGCAGCUUUCCAACAACCAUUCACUAUGCAUAACUACCCUUAUGGUAAUGGACAGAGCCGAGGACUUUGGUGCAAGCAAGAAGUUGAAGAUUCUGAUCAUAGCAAUACUCAUGCCUUUCAUGAUCAGAUUCAGCUGAGCAACACUCACAAUUUCUUUCAGCCAAACAACAAUUCUAACUCAGUUUUGCAUAAUCUAAUGGGGAUGGACUCUUCUUCAAUGGAACACAGCUCAGGUUCGAACUCUGUUAUGUACAGUAGUAGUAAUAACAAUAAUAAUGGAGGUGAUCAUCAUAACGGGUACGGAAACGGCAGUGGAUAUAAUGUCGUUCCUAUGGCUACCGUCAUAACAAACGACAACAGUAGUAAUAAUAACGGUUUUGGUGAUCAUCAUCAUCAGCAGCAGCAGCAGCAUGAAAAUAAUAAUAAUGUGUUUGGUAAUUCUAGUAACGAUCCUUAUAGCCAUGCUAGGAGCUUGUACUACAUGUCAACACAGCAGUCCCCUGUGACGGUGGGCGUUGUUAAAGGUACAGGGUAUGAUCACCAACAGGGCUCGGCUUGCAGCAAUAAUUGGGUUCCUACUGCUGUUCCAUCUCUUGGACCAAGGUCAUCCAGUAUUAACAUGGCUCCAUUCACUGUGUGGAACGACUCCUAGGUUUGUUGUCGUUUUUGGUGAUGAAGAAGAAGAAGAAGAGAAAUAGUAGGGGAUUAAUGGGCUUUUUAAUUUUAAUUAGGAAUUAAUGUAUACGCCAACUGGGUUCCUAAUUUUGAUUUUCUGGUUUUUUUUUACUAAUUAUCACCUAGGAUAUUAUUAUAGUUUUUUUUUUUUUUUUAUUCUAGCUAACUUAGUGCAAUAGCUAUAGCUAGGCAUUAUUGCAUGCAAAAAGGGGUCUAUAAAUGGUUCAUUUGAAGUUCGGCAAUAGCAUAUGAGAAUAAUUAUGUGUUUUAUUCUCACUUGCUAUGAAUUUUGGGAACUUCGGAUUUGAAUGUUGUUGCACCCUAUCGGAUGUCUUUUUUUCAAAAAAAGAAAAAAAAAAUUAUGAAUUACACCAAGUUUUUGUAACUUUUUUGAUCAGCAAUGUCAUAAUGUUAUAUAUUUAUAUGUGUGUGUAAGUGUAAGUGUGAUAUAUUUCAUAUUGUGAUGUCUCUCCUUGAUUUAUUUUAAUUAUUUUCUGAUUAUUGUGCUUAAUUAUAGUUUAAUUGUUACACACUUCGCAU
Cannabis sativa is the source of this 3128-nucleotide messenger RNA. RefSeq names its product AP2-like ethylene-responsive transcription factor BBM2. Lineage: Eukaryota; Viridiplantae; Streptophyta; Magnoliopsida; Rosales; Cannabaceae. Gene Ontology annotation, molecular function: DNA-binding transcription factor activity; DNA binding. The coding region runs from base 166 to 2565 and encodes 799 amino acids. The transcript is spliced from 9 exons. The record is from RefSeq and is a predicted model, not a curated record. Gene Ontology annotation, biological process: regulation of DNA-templated transcription.